GGCUCCGCGCAUUGUUUUUCCUGACGGACGACGACGAGGAGGAGGCCUCGCUGUGUGAGGAGGGGAGCCCACCCUCCACCCCCCGCACCACCCCCAUCGCCGGGCGGGGAGCCGAAUCGAGGAAGGGAGCCCCGGGAGGGCGGCACCAUGUUGGCGGGCGCCGCCUGAGCCUCCCCGCCCGUCGCCCCCCGGGCCGCGCCGGGAUGAGGGGCCCGCGGGCCGGGCCGGAGGAGGAGGAGGAGGAGAAGAAGAAGGCCGCGGCCGGGCGGUAAGCACUGCGGGGCGCUGUUGCUGUGGCUGUGAUUUCUCCUCCUCCUCCUCCUCGGCGUCGUCCUCCCUCCCCCGGCCCGCCGGGCCCGAGCGCCACGAAAAUGGCCGAGAACUUGCUGGACGGACCGCCCAACCCCAAGCGAGCCAAACUCAACUCGCCCGGCUUCUCCACCAGCGACAGCACAGAUUUUGGAUCCUUAUUUGACUUGGAAAAUGAUCUUCCCGAUGAGCUCAUCCCCAACGGAGGAGAAUUAAGCCUCUUAAACAGUGGGAACCUCGUUCCGGAUGCAGCUUCCAAACAUAAACAGCUCUCCGAACUUCUGAGAGGAGGCAGUGGCUCUACUCUAAACCCAGGAAUCGGAAAUGUGAACUCCAACAGUCCCGUCCAAGCAGGGAUGGGGAACCAAGGCCAAGGACAGCCGAACAGCGCUACCAUUGCCAAUCUGGGUGCCAUGGGCAAAAGCCCCCUGAACCAAGGAGACGCUUCCGCAUCCGGCCUGCCGAAGCAGGCGGCCAGCACUUCUGGCCCUACUCCGCCCGCUUCCCAGGCGCUGAACUCUCAAGCACAAAAGGGCCUGGUGACUAGUAGCCCUGCAGCAUCCCAGCCCGGACCUGGAAUCUGCAUGAACGCCGGUUUUAACCAGACCCAUCAAGGCCUUCUCAACAGUAACUCGGCCCACGGUUUAAUGGGUCAGCCCCAGCCGGGUCAGGGCCAGGUGAUGAAUGGAUCCCUCGGGGCGGCCGGAAGAGGAAGGGGCGGCGGGAUGCAGUACCCCGCCCCUGCCAUGCACGGGAACGCGGGCAGUGUGCUGGCAGAGACUUUAACCCAAGUUUCGCCUCAAAUGACCAGUCACGCUGGACUAAACACAGCCCAGGCAGGAGCCAUGACAAAGAUGGGAAUGGCUGGUAACACAAGUCCAUUUGGGCAACCCUUUAGUCAAACUGGAGGGCAACAGAUGGGAGCCACUGGAGUCAACCCCCAAUUACCAAGCAAACCAGGCAUGGUGAACAGCUUGCCUCCCUUUCCUUCUGACAUCAAGAAUUCUUCAGUUACCAACGUGCCAAAUAUAUCUCAGAUGCAAACCCCGGUGCAACAGGUGGGAAUUGUACCAACGCAGGCCAUGGCAACUGGACCUACUGCAGAUCCUGAGAAACGCAAACUGAUACAGCAGCAGCUGGUUCUACUGCUUCACGCUCAUAAGUGUCAGAGACGAGAGCAAGCUAACGGAGAGGUGCGGGCCUGCUCUCUCCCGCACUGUCGAACAAUGAAGAACGUCCUGAAUCACAUGACGCACUGCCAGGCCGGGAAAGCUUGUCAAGUGGCCCACUGCGCAUCUUCUCGACAAAUCAUUUCCCACUGGAAGAACUGCACACGACAUGACUGUCCUGUAUGCCUCCCUUUGAAAAAUGCCAGUGACAAACGGAAUCAACAACCCCUCCUCGGAUCUCCAGCUGGUGGAAUUCAGAAUCCGAUCGGUUCCGUUAGUUCGGGCCAGCCCAAUACUACUACUUUAAGUAACCCUAAUCCGAUCGAUCCCAGCUCCAUGCAACGGGCAUAUGCCGCUCUUGGCCUGCCGUACGGCAACCAGCCUCAGACGCAGCUGCAGCCUCAGGUCCCUGGCCAGCAACCCACACAGCCGCCGCAGGCUCACCAGCAGAUGAGGACCAUCAGUGCAUUGGGAACUAACCAGAUGAACCUUCCAGCAGGAGGCCUAGCAGCAGACCAGCAAACGAAUUUGAUUUCUGAAACGGCUCUUCCAACUUCCCUUGGGGCAACAAACCAAUUAAUGAAUGAUGGUACAAAUCCUGGCAACGUUGGAAGCCUCAGCACUAUGCCUACAGCCGCACCUCCGUCGAGCACUGGAGUUAGGAAAGCGUGGCAUGAACAUGUCACUCAGGAUUUGCGCAAUCAUUUAGUGCAUAAACUUGUCCAAGCAAUUUUUCCAACUCCUGAUCCAGCAGCACUCAAAGAUCGCCGUAUGGAGAAUCUGGUAGCCUAUGCCAGGAAAGUGGAAGGGGAUAUGUAUGAAUCUGCCAAUAGUAGGGACGAAUACUAUCAUUUAUUAGCAGAGAAAAUCUACAAGAUACAAAAGGAGCUAGAAGAAAAGCGAAGGUCUCGUUUACAUAAACAAGGGAUCCUGGGCAACCAGUCAACCCUGCAGACCCCAGGGGCUCAGCCCCCGGCAAUCCCCCAGGUGGCUGCUAGCCUAGGCCAGGCACAGCCCGUGAGACCUCCAAAUGGGCCCAUGUCGAUGCCAAAUGUGCCUAUGAACCGCAUGCAGGUUUCUCCAGGAAUCAAUCAUUUUAACCCACUGUCCAUAGGGAAUGUACAGAUGCCACAAGCACCCAUGGGACCCCGGGCAGCUUCUCCAAUGAACCACCCGGUCCAGAUGAACAACAUGGCUUCUGUUUCAGCGAUGGCAAUGUCUCCUUCCCGAAUGCCUCAACCACAGAACAUGAUGGGAGCUCAUUCCAAUAACAUGAUGGGUCAGGCUCCUUCUCAGAACCAGUUCCUGCCUCAGAAUCAGUUCCCAGCAUCCAGUGGUGCUAUGAAUGUGAACAGUGUAGGCAUUGGUCAGUCAACAGCCCAGGCAGGAGUUUCACAGCAAGGACAGGUUCCCAGUGCCGCUCUUCCUAACUCAAUGAAUAUGCUGGGGCCUCAGAGUGCUCAGCUGCCUUGCCCCCCGGUGACUCAGUCUCCUCUGCAUCAGACGCCACCUCCCAUCUCCACCACGCCGGGCAUACCACCACCUAUCCAGCAGCACCAGACCCCACCCGGAAUGACGCCCCCUCAGCCCGCGGCUCCCACUCAGCCCUCGACUCCGGUGUCUUCUUCGGGACAGACUCCUACGCCCACGCCGGGCUCGGUCCCCAAUGCCACCCAGACCCAGAGCACACCCACGGUGCAGGCGGCCGCUCAGGCCCAAGUCGCCCCUCAGCCCCAGACCCCGGUUCCGGCUCAGUCUGUGCCCACCCCGCAGCCGGCUCCGCAACAGCCGACGUCUGUGCAGGCCCAGCCUCCUGGCACUCCGCUCUCCCAGGCCGCAGCUAGCAUCGACAACCGGGUUCCUACUCCUGCCUCGGUGACCAGCGCCGAAACCAACUCUCAGCAGCCAGGCCCUGAUGCGCCGAUGCCGGAAAUCAAACCAGAGAACAAAACCGAGGACGCCGAACCCGAUCCUGCUGAAACCAAAGUAGAGCCUAGAACGGAGCUGGAAGACGAUUUACAGAGAUCCUCCCAAGUCAAAGAAGAAACCGAGGUAACGGAGACGAAGCAGGAGCCGAUGGAAGUGGAAGAAAAGAAACCUGAAGUUAAAGUAGAACCUAAAGAGGAGGAGGAGAAUAGCACCAACGGCACGACUUCUCAGUCUACGUCUCCUUCUCAGCCUCGUAAAAAAAUCUUCAAACCAGAGGAGCUGCGCCAGGCUCUCAUGCCGACCCUGGAAGCAUUAUAUCGACAGGACCCGGAGUCUCUACCCUUCAGGCAGCCCGUGGACCCCCAGCUUCUAGGAAUCCCAGAUUAUUUCGAUAUAGUGAAGAACCCCAUGGACCUCUCCACCAUUAAACGGAAAUUGGAUACAGGGCAAUAUCAGGAACCCUGGCAGUAUGUGGAUGAUGUUUGGUUAAUGUUUAACAACGCCUGGCUUUAUAACCGCAAAACUUCCAGAGUCUAUAAGUUUUGCACUAAACUCGCAGAAGUCUUUGAGCAAGAAAUCGAUCCUGUCAUGCAGUCCCUGGGAUACUGCUGCGGACGCAAGUAUGAGUUUUCUCCACAGACCUUGUGCUGCUAUGGUAAGCAGCUAUGUACAAUUCCUCGUGAUGCUGCCUACUACAGUUAUCAGAAUAGGUAUCAUUUCUGUGAGAAGUGUUUCACAGAGAUCCAGGGGGAGAACGUUACCCUGGGCGACGACCCUUCACAGCCACAGACGACUAUUUCAAAGGAUCAAUUUGAAAAGAAGAAAAAUGACACACUAGAUCCUGAGCCCUUUGUCGAUUGCAAAGAGUGUGGUCGCAAGAUGCACCAGAUUUGUGUGUUGCAUUAUGAUAUCAUUUGGCCUUCAGGUUUUGUCUGUGACAACUGCUUGAAGAAGACCGGUAGAAACCGCAAGGAAAAUAAAUUCAGUGCUAAGAGGCUACAGACCACCCGAUUGGGGAACCAUUUGGAAGAUCGAGUUAACAAAUUUUUGCGGCGACAGAACCAUCCUGAAGCCGGAGAGGUUUUCGUCAGAGUAGUCGCCAGUUCUGAUAAAACGGUAGAAGUUAAACCUGGAAUGAAAUCCAGGUUUGUGGAUUCCGGUGAGAUGUCUGAGUCCUUCCCCUAUAGAACCAAAGCCCUCUUUGCUUUUGAGGAAAUUGAUGGGGUGGACGUGUGCUUCUUUGGAAUGCAUGUACAGGAAUAUGGCUCGGACUGUCCGCCUCCAAACACAAGACGUGUGUACAUAUCCUAUCUGGAUAGUAUUCAUUUCUUCCGGCCACGUUGUCUUCGAACAGCUGUUUAUCACGAAAUCCUUAUUGGAUACCUGGAAUAUGUGAAGAAAUUGGGGUACGUAACAGGACACAUAUGGGCCUGUCCCCCAAGCGAAGGAGAUGAUUACAUUUUCCAUUGCCACCCUCCUGAUCAGAAAAUCCCGAAACCCAAACGCCUGCAAGAAUGGUACAAAAAGAUGCUGGACAAGGCAUUUGCUGAGCGAAUCAUUCAUGACUACAAGGACAUCUUCAAACAGGCAACUGAAGACAGGCUGACAAGUGCCAAGGAGCUGCCUUAUUUUGAGGGUGAUUUCUGGCCAAAUGUUCUGGAAGAGAGCAUUAAGGAGUUAGAACAGGAAGAGGAAGAGAGGAAGAAAGAAGAGAGUACAGCAGCUAGCGAAAUCACCGAGGGCAGCCAGGGUGAUAGCAAGAACGCCAAGAAAAAGAACAACAAGAAAACCAACAAGAAUAAAAGCAGCAUUAGCCGAGCCAACAAAAAGAAGCCCAGCAUGCCCAAUGUGUCCAAUGACUUGUCUCAGAAGCUCUACGCCACCAUGGAGAAGCACAAAGAGGUCUUCUUCGUGAUUCACCUCCACGCAGGGCCGGUAAUAAACACUCUGCCUCCCAUCGUGGACCCAGAUCCUUUACUCAGCUGUGAUUUAAUGGACGGGCGGGAUGCCUUCCUUACUUUAGCCAGAGACAAGCACUGGGAGUUCUCCUCACUACGCCGUUCCAAGUGGUCUACCCUCUGCAUGUUGGUAGAGCUCCACACUCAAGGACAAGACCGAUUCGUGUACACCUGCAAUGAAUGCAAACAUCACGUGGAGACGAGGUGGCAUUGCACGGUCUGCGAGGAUUACGACCUCUGCAUCAACUGCUACAACACUAAGAGUCACGACCACAAGAUGGUGAAGUGGGGCUUGGGCCUGGACGACGAGAGCAACAGCCAAGGAGAACAGCAGUCCAAGAGUCCCCAGGAAUCGCGGCGCCUGAGCAUUCAGCGGUGCAUCCAGUCGCUGGUCCACGCCUGCCAGUGUCGCAACGCGAACUGCUCCUUGCCGUCCUGCCAGAAGAUGAAGCGGGUGGUCCAGCACACGAAGGGCUGCAAGCGCAAGACCAACGGCGGCUGCCCGGUGUGCAAACAGCUCAUCGCCCUCUGUUGCUACCACGCCAAACACUGCCAAGAGAACAAAUGCCCCGUGCCGUUCUGCCUGAACAUCAAACACAAGCUCCGCCAGCAGCAGAUCCAGCACCGCCUGCAGCAGGCCCAGCUCAUGCGCCGCAGGAUGGCCACCAUGAACACCCGCAACGUGCCUCAGCAGAGUUUGCCUUCUCCUACCUCAGCGCCCCCCGGGACCCCGACCCAGCAGCCGAGCACCCCGCAGACCCCGCAGCCCCCGCCCCAGCCCCAGCCCUCGCCCGCGAGCAUGUCCCCGGCCGGCUUCCCCGGCGUGGCCCGGACUCAGCCCGCCGCCCCGGGCUCCGCCGGCAAGCCGACCCCCCAGGCGGCGGCCCCGCCCCCCCCGGCCCAGCCCCCGCCCGCGGCGGUGGAGGCGGCCCGGCAGAUCGAGCGGGAGGCGGCGCAGCAGCAGCAGCAGCAACAGCAGCAGCAGCAGAUCUACCGCGUCAACAGCAUCAAUAACGGGCUGCCCCCGGGGCGGCCCGGGACCGUGGUGGGCCCGGCCGUGGGGCCCGUCAACCCCAUGCAGCCGGUGGGCCUGAACGUCCCCCGGCCCGGCCCGGUGGCGGGCCCGGUGAUGUCCGGCAUGGCCCCGGGCCCGUGGCAGCCGGCGCCGCUGGCCCAGCAGCAGCAGCAGCAGCAGCAGCAGCAGCAGCAGCAGCAGCUGGCGGGACUGCAGAGGCCCGUCAUGCCCCUGCCCACCCAGCAGGCGGUGGCGGGGCCGAGGAUGCCGGGGGUGCAGCAGCCCCCGCGGAGCAUCACUCCCAACGCCCUGCAGGACUUGCUGCGGACUCUCAAGUCGCCCAGCUCGCCGCAGCAGCAGCAGCAGGUCCUGAACAUCCUCAAGUCCAACCCUCAACUCAUGGCGGCUUUCAUAAAGCAGCGCACGGCCAAAUACGUGGCCAACCAGCCGGGGAUGCAGCCCCAAGCCGGCAUCCAGCCGCAGCAGCCCGGGAUGCAGCAGCCCGGCGUCCACGCUCAGCCCGGUCUGCCGAACCUGAGCGCGAUGCAGACGGGCGUGCAGAGACCCAGCGUCCCUCCCCAGCAACCGGGCCUGGGAGGCCUGACUCCUCAGGGCCAGGCGAUCAACAUCAUGAACGCCGGCCACAGCCCCGGCAUGGCCGGCAUGAAUCCGCAGUACCGAGAGAUGUUUCGAAGACAGCUCCUGCAGCAGCAGCAGCAGCAGCAACAGCAGCAGCAGCAGCAGCAGCAGCAGCAGCAAGGAGCUCCCGGGCUGGCCGCGGGGCUGGCCGGGCACAGCCAGUUUCAGCAGCCUCAGGGCCCCGGCGGUUACCCCCAAGCCAUGCAGCAGCAGAGGAUGCAGCAGCAGCAGCAGCAGCAGCAGCACCUCGCCAUCCAGGGGGGCUCCCUGGGCCAGAUGGCUCAAAUGGGACAGAUGAGCCAGAUGGGCCAGGCGGGCCUGGGGACGGAUGGCGCCUCCAACAUCCAGCAGGCCCUGCAGCAGCGGAUCCUGCAGCAGCAACAGAUGAAGCAGCAGAUGGGGUCCCCGGGGCAGCCCAAUCCCCUGAGCCCACAGCAGCACAUGCUCUCGGGACAGCCGCCGGCCUCCCACCUCCCCGGCCAGCAGAUGGGCACGUCGCUCGGCGGCCAGGUGCGGUCGCCGGCUCCCGUCCAGUCUCCACGUCCCCAGUCCCAGCCGCCACAUUCCAGCCCGUCGCCGAGGAUACAGCCCCAGCCUUCGCCGCAUCACGUCUCGCCCCAGACUGGUUCCCCCCAUCCGGGACUCGCGGUAACCAUGGCCAGCUCCAUGGAUCAGGGACACCUGGGCAAUCCGGAACAGAGUGCAAUGCUUCCACAGCUCAACACCCCGAACAGGAGUGCGUUGGCCAGUGAGUUAUCUCUGGUCGGUGACACCACGGGAGACACACUAGAAAAAUUUGUGGAGGGUUUGUAGCAUUGUGGGAGCAUCGCUUUGGGGUUUUUUUUUCCCUUUGGUUUUUUUCCUCCUCCUCCUCCUCCUCUUCUUCCUCCUCCUCCUCCUUCCCCUUUCGCCUUCUUGGACGUUUUGUACUGAAAAUCCAGACAUCGAGUUGGUUAUAAAUCCUGGAUGGACCUGCUCCUUCCCACACAUGGAAGAAUGAAUUGCUGUUUAAAGAAACAAUACAAAGAAUAUAUUUUUUUGUUAAAACCAGUCUCUGGUUAUCCGGUCUCUUUUUCUGGUUUUGUUUUGUUUUUGUUUUUUUUUCCUUUUUGUUUUUGUCUGUUCGUUUUUCUUUUUGUUUUUCCGGCGGGGCGGGCGGGAGGGUGGUUUUGUUUGAGUUAUUUUUUGUUGUCGUUGCUGGUGACCCAUUGCCUUUUUUUUUUUAAUGGGAUAAACAAGUUAUAGUCAUAUUUUUUAUUUGUAUUUUCAAGACUAAACGUGUGUUUAAAAGAGAAAAGAAGAAUAAUAUUCAGAAACUGUUUCCUGAAAUAAUGCAACAUUAUAAUGUACCCCCAAUAACUUUUGGAAGAUGUUGCGGGAAGUUGUUUUGGGUUUUUUUUUGGUCGGUUUUUUUUUCUAUAGUGAACUCUGCAGGCGUUCCAAGUAUUACCCCUGGACAAAAUAGGAAUUGACUCUCGAGUGUGCAUUUGCACGGGCAAGCGCGCGCACACUCUCUCUCUCACACACACACAAUGGCUUACGCCAAAUUCCUUGUCUUGCAGAUGUAGAAAUUGUUGCUUUGUUUCUCUGAUAAAACUGGUUUUAGAUGAAAAAAUAGGGAUGAUCACUCUUAGGCCGUGCUGAUUUUAAUAGAGAAGAAGCAGUCUUUUCUUUCUUCUAUGUGAAACUUGAAAUGAGGAAAAGCAAUUCUAGUGUAAAUCAUGCAAGCUCUAUAAUUACUAUAAAUAAGAAAAUUCAAGAAGAUUCAAUCAUUGUAUAGAAUGGUAAAAUAUCAACUCAUUUCUUACUUAUAUAUCAUGUUGUUAAAUAAACUGUGCAACAGACAAAAAGGGUGGUCCUUCUUGAAUUCAUGUACAUGGUAUUAACACUUAGUGUGUGGGGUUUUUUGUUAUGAAAAUGCUGUUUUCAACAUUGUAUUUGGACUAUGCAUGUCUUUUUUUUCCCCAUUGUAUAUAAAGUACUGCUUAAAGUUGAUAUAAAUUACCGAAGUUUUUAACAUGUAUUCUGUUCUUUAAAAUCCAUGUAAGAAUGUUUAAGGUUUUUAUUUAUUUAUAUAUAUUUUUUUGGCUUCUGUUCUUUGUAAGACACGGUCCUGGUCAUUCACUCACCGAAGCAGCCUGGGACACUGGUAGUGGGGACACGACGUCCCUGUACGGAGAAGCACCGCUUUUCUAGAGCGUCUCUUUGGAGAGAAGAGAUCGAAGCAAGGCAAAUCUAGAUCCCCUUUCAUUUAGCAUUGGCGGGGUUCCGUCCAGAAGCGUUCUGGGUCAAGUUAAUAGCAGUCGCUGUUAAAAAAAAAACAAACAAAAAACCAGCCUGGAAAUAUUUUUUUCUCUCUCUCUCCAUCUGCUUCCUCUUCAGAUCCUUCGGCUCCAACUUUCCGACCAACUCCUUCCCCCGCCUUAAAAGAAACCGAGCGGGGUAAGCGAGGUCCCAGGCUCGGGCAAAUAGAGGAGUCCGGCAGUACCAGCGCGGCAGUCUCCGACGCUGUCGGGGGAGUCUGGAGCGGGCGGGUUCCGUGAUUUCCCAAAUCCCUUGGGAGGGCGUGGGGGAGACGGCUACUUUCAUGCACAUCCCCGCGGCCGGCUGACGGGAGGAACGCCGGCGCUCCGAGGAUCUCUACCCGCGGCGGGGAACGGGUGACCGUGGGGGGCGGUUGAGCGGGCCUCGCCUCCGUAGCUCUCUCUCAGAGCUCAGUAGUCGGGGCGCAGUGGGGUUGAGUUCGGCUCACCUGCUUCCGCCGCCGUCCUCCAGAACCCGCCAGGUUACCCCCGCGCACGCCGCCGCCGGAAACUGGGAAGCUCCUACUUGGCGUCCAGUAAUCCUAGGACAGGUCUCCGAUCGUCGUCUUGGCAGAGUUGGAGGGGGGCUACCCCGACCCCUGGGGGCAAUCCCGCUCCCCCCCCACUCCCAAGAGGUCGUUCACUUCCCCUGAGCCUUAUUUUUCGGCUUCUCUGGUGAUCAGGGAGCCACCUGGCUCUGUGACUGUGGUAGAGGGGGCGUUCAUCUGCCAAGGAGGAUUACCAGUAGGGAGGGAGAUCUCAAGCUAGACUGAUUUACGAUCGUCAGCUGUACCCUUUUUGGCUGUUAACUUGAAUAUCAUUUUCCCCUCUUAUUCCUGGCCCUGAAUGAAAUGGGAUUUAGAUCGGAGGGAUUUUCAUGAUAUUAGAACUAUGCUCCCCCAGCCCCCCGCAAAAAAACCAAAAAACUUCCUGGUGGCACCCACCUUUGGGGAAACGCACUCAAAUCACUGCUUUGUUUAUGCAGAUUUUAAUUUGAAGAAACAUUCCGAAAAGAGAACGUGAAAUUACGGUCAGCGUUUAUCCCGCGGUACUAUUACUUGGACUUCGAUGAUGUAGACCAAUAGAUCCCGAAACCGAUUUUCGUCCCUCGAGAGCCAGAACAGGUCCUCAAAAACCCAGAGAUCCAUUUUUGGUUUCUUUUUUAAAAAAAAAAAAAAGUUUCUAGCUAUCGAUGCUUAGCUUGCUUAUCAGUGUUUACUUAAUCCCUUCCCAUACUACAUUUUGCUAGUGGUACAGUGUGAUAGAACACCAGAUAUGCUUGUAGUCCAGGACUUGUGAAACUGAGGGGACUUUUAACCCCAUACUGCGCUAUGGCAACGUACUCUCACAACUGUUUUGUCCUUUGUUAAGUGAAGAGGGUUUCUGUUUUAAAUUUUUCUGGAUUUCAAAACUAUUUGUACCGAUUUCAACCUCUUUGGAUUCUUCAUCCCAUGCAACUGUUUGAAGCAAUCGAGAUGUUAAAAGAUUGGGGCUGAGGGCGUGGUCAAUGGACACCCACCCACGGCUUGUCAGAAGGAAAUUGCUGUAAGAAAGCUGGAAAGCCCUGAUGCUUUGUCUCAUGCUGUAUACUUAAAAGGAGAAAAAAAUCCUAUAUUUGUGAUCAAAAAGAGGAAACUUGAAAUGUGCUGGUGUUUAUAAUAAAAGCUGGUAAAACUGC
Ornithorhynchus anatinus (platypus) is the source of this 11000-nucleotide messenger RNA. RefSeq names its product CREB binding protein (gene CREBBP). Gene Ontology annotation, cellular component: nucleus; transcription regulator complex; histone acetyltransferase complex. Gene Ontology annotation, biological process: positive regulation of transcription by RNA polymerase II. The transcript is spliced from 31 exons. The coding region runs from base 372 to 7832 and encodes 2486 amino acids. The record is from RefSeq and is a predicted model, not a curated record. Gene Ontology annotation, molecular function: protein binding; transcription coactivator activity; histone acetyltransferase activity. Lineage: Eukaryota; Metazoa; Chordata; Mammalia; Monotremata; Ornithorhynchidae.